Messenger RNA from Temnothorax curvispinosus, 2223 nucleotides. Its product is annotated as enhancer of split mgamma protein-like. NCBI's taxonomy places the organism in Eukaryota, Metazoa, Arthropoda, Insecta, Hymenoptera, Formicidae. Gene Ontology annotation, biological process: regulation of neurogenesis; regulation of transcription by RNA polymerase II; anterior/posterior pattern specification. The transcript has 5 exons. The record is from RefSeq and is a predicted model, not a curated record. Gene Ontology annotation, molecular function: RNA polymerase II cis-regulatory region sequence-specific DNA binding; DNA-binding transcription factor activity, RNA polymerase II-specific; protein dimerization activity. Bases 413 to 1282 code for a protein of 289 amino acids. Gene Ontology annotation, cellular component: nucleus.
CGGAGAGCAUCGAGUCAGUUGGUGUAGAGACCUCACCAAGUGCACCCGCUUUGCGUGUCUAAUGUCAGCCCGUCCCGACCUGUCAAUCCGCUCGACGUGUCGUCGGUAUACACGCGUCAUCCGAUAUUUUAUCCAUUUACAUUUCGACACGGGAGAUGUAAAAUGUCGCGGCGAGACGCCGUGAGGCAAAUCCGGCUCGUGAUAUGAUCGGGCUGUUUGGCAAAAGUCUCCCGAUACCACCGCACGCGCCGUGCGACUUUGCUUAUUCGACAAAGGAUAAACAAAACGACAAGAUUCGACAUUUCACGCGCCAGUGCUUCUAAUAAUUCUCUUCAAAUGACAAUUUUCACAAUUGCCGAUCGCUGUUGGUGCUACCAGUUUUGACCAAGUUUCUAGUUCCCUUUCUGGAUUUAUGUCCUUCCCACCUGCAAUGAUGUCGUACGAUUAUCCUCAUCCGGUCUCGAGAACGUAUCAAUACAAGAAGAUAACAAAGCCGCUUUUGGAAAGGAAGAGGCGAGCGCGGAUAAACCGUUGUCUCGACGAACUCAAGGAUCUCAUGGUGGACGCACUAGAGACCGAGGGCGAGAACAUCAGCAAGCUGGAGAAGGCGGAUAUCCUCGAACUGACGGUGCGUCACCUGCAGAAGCUGCAGGCCUCGCGGCCCUCCGGAUUAUCGGCGACGAUCGCCGCGAGCGGCGACGAAAUUUCCGCGGAGAGCCGCUGGCAGUCCGGCUUCGGGCAUUGCGCGGCGGAAGCCUGCAGAUUUCUCUCGUCGCUUCCAGGUGAAGCCGCGGAGAGGCUGGCGAGACACCUCGCAACUGGUCUCCAAACGGGCGGGCAGACAAGUUCACCGCCGAAAGCCAACCUGUUAUCGCCUACCCUGGCCAAUCUGGAUCGGAUCGCCAGCGUCGUGGCACCUUGUCCCGUCGGCACCUCUGGCGAAAUUGACUCGGCGAUACUCUCCACGAGCACGUCGCCGAUAAGAUCCACGCUUCACGCCGACAAAACUGUCGGCGGAGUCGCGUCGACGACGACGACGAUUUCCUCCACGCCUCGAUGCCGAGCCUCGAUGUCGCUCGUUAAUGGGAACGAGAAAUUAACAGCAAAUUGCAGUGCCAAACCGAAGAGUCUGAAGGAUCGGCGAUCGUCAACGACGCCAACGACUACGAUAACGACGACGAGGAAUAAAACGAGUGAUCCGCAUGACAUUAACGCCGAUGACGAUGAAGAAAUCGACGUCGAGCGCGUGGAUGAACGCGACCCGAUGUGGAGACCAUGGUAGCGCGUGAAGAUAUUUUGUAAUAAAAGAUCGGUGAUAUGCAUUCCUUAUACAGACUGUAAUCUGGGAACUUGUUGUUUAUUUUAUCUACGUGUGCUUUGAUAUAUCGGAGAAAAACAACUUUCUUCUUAAUAAAAAUGUGAAAAAGGCACCGAGAGAAUAUUGUACAUUCUGGGCUUACUGACUAAAAGUAAAGAACGUGGGAUGCAAAAUUUAUUUUUCGAUUACUUACAAGUUUAUAUCGUUUGAAAGACUUAAUUAGAAACUGAUGAUAAAUCUCUGGAUAUAUUGUGUACAGUAUUGUAUUAAGGGUAAAAUAUAUUUUUUAACAGACUGUAGUUGAGUUAUCGCGAGAAAUGAAGAAAAUGGAGAGAAGUUAUCAAAAACACGCAUACACACGACAGAGAACAGUUUUUAUUCGAGAUUAAGUUUAAAAGAUUUUUUUAACGAUAAAUCUUCUAACUGUUAAUUUUUUAUUUUUAAGUAUUAUUUUUAAUAAUUUGAGAGGGUAAAACAUGAGAUAUAUAAUGUAUAUAUAAUUUUAUGUAGUUUGCAAAGUCUGUUCAAUAUCUUCGUUAUGUUAAAUGCUGGUUGCAAUACACUGUAUACCAUACCUAAACCAACAGAGAUUGAUAAAGGAAUCAUCAAUAUCCUAAAGUUACGUAAUAUUACGCUAAUUCUGUGUUACUUUGGUACUUGGCUUUAAAUCGGUAGAUAAUAUAGCUUAUCUUUAAAUAAUUCAGAUUAUUACUUACGAUUAGACUUGUGAUAUGUUAAAGAGCGAUUUUUUUAAAUUACUUUAAGUAUCUUAAGAGACAGACUAUUAUCAUUUAUCAUCAAACUAAUAUCAUCAUUUUCACAUGUUUUAUUACUACAACGAAUGAAACAUAUAGAUGCACCUUACUUCGAUUAUAAUCAAUUACUACAUAAUUUAUUAUGCCACG